CUUGUAGGUGCUAUAUUGUUUAUAAGUAUGUAGCAGUUAUUCAAGGAUCAUUGUCAAGUCUUCCAAAACAAUGUGUUCCUUUUACUUGUUUGUGGCACUUGUCUUGCUUCCCCUUUUUAGUAUGCUGUCUUUUACUGCACGUUCUACUGAUUUUCACGUUGGUGUGAUUCUUGAUUUGAAUUCAACGGCUUCACCUGUGGGGCGUAUAGGAAUGAGAAGCUUAAAAAUGGCGCUGGAAGAUUUCCAUUCAUUUCAUGGAGACUACAAAACUAGACUGGUUAUCCAUCCAGUAGAUUCAAAAGGAAGUGUUGUUGAUGCUGCUGCUGCUGCUCUUCAUCUGCUGCGGGAUGUGAAAGUUGAUGCCAUAAUUGGUCCUCAAAAGUCUGCACAGGUUAACUUUGUGAUGGAUUUGGGAGAUAAGGCUCAUGUACCAAUUAUAUCCUUCUCUGCAACAAGUCCCUCCCUUGCUCGUCAAACUCCUUAUUUUGUCCAGACGGCUCAGAGUGAUGCCAAUCAUGUUCAGGCUAUUGCUUCCAUAAUUAAAGAGUUCUCGUGGACACAGGUCGUGUUCAUCUAUGAGGACACGGAAUAUGGAAAUGGCAUUAUCCCUUAUCUGUCUAAUGCGCUCCAAGAUGUCAAUGCUCGAGUUCCGUAUAGAAGCGUGCUUCCCGUAUCAGCCACCGAUGAACUUAUAGGCAAUGAACUUUACAAAAUGAUGACCAUGCAGACACGAGUUUUUGUAGUGCACAUGACUCGAUUUCUCGGAACCAGACUUUUUCUAAAAGCAAGAGAAUUAGGGAUGAUGACUGAAGGAUACGUAUGGAUCAUUACCAGUGGUAUGACGGAUCAUUUCAGCUCGUUCAGUUCAGAUGUUGCUGAGGCUAUGCAAGGGGUUCUUGGUGUAAGGCCUCUAAUCCCCAAAUCUAGUGAACUCAAUUCCUUUGCUUCUAGAUUGAGGAUGAUUCGUCAAGAUAAUCCUGACAUGAAUCGGGAUGAGAUGAGCAUAUUUGGUCUUUGGGCGUAUGAUACUCUGUGGGCUCUCGGUCUGGCAGCUGAAAGAGUUGGGAGUAGUAGGUCAAGUUCAAGUACAACUGAGAAUGAAACCAGUGCCAACUUCUCUAGCCCUUUUACUUUCAGAGUUUCAGAAACAGGUCCCGAGCUUCUCAAAGCAUUUUUGGGUACGAGGUUCAAUGGACUUUCCGGAGAAUUUAACCUAGCUGAAGGACAGUUGAAGCAGACAUCAUUCGAGAUAGUUAACGUUGUCGGAAGCAUAGAGAGGCCUGUAGGAACCUGGACCCCGUUGUCUACCUCAAUGGGAACUUUUAGGAGUAUCAUUUGGCCCGGAGACUCAAUAAAACCGCCAAGAGGUUGGGAAUUUCCAAUAAACGGUAAAAAACUAAGAAUCGCAGUGCCAGAGAAACUUGGUUUCAACGACUUCUUGCAAGUGCAGACAGAUAAUCGAACAAAUGAAACAACAGUCAGUGGAUACUACAGAGAGGUGUUUGAUUCUGUCAUGCAUGCAUUGCCCUAUGCUCUACCGUACGAAUUUGUCCCAUAUUCAUUUAUUAAACCCGACGGUUCAAGAUUUGGUAACUACAAUGAUCUCGUGUUUCAAGUUUCGUUACAGAAAGAUUAUGAUGGUGCUGUUGGAGAUAUCACCAUUACUUCUAACAGAUCUGGUUUUGCGGAAUUCACUAUGCCAUUUGCAGAAGGAGGUGUUGCCUGUAUAGUUCCCAUCAAGUAUGAGGAUGUGAAUGAUGUAUUAAUAUUUUUACAUCCCCUUACUAUACAACUGUGGUUAACCACUGCUAUCCUUUACAUCUCGACCGCUAUGGUAACAUGGAUUCUCGCAAAGAGGCUCGUGCAAAGCUCCAGGGAAUCGCUCAGUCAACAUGUUGGCAUGAGUUGCCUCUUGCCAUUCUUUCCUGGAGAACGGAUCGAAGUCAUUUUGAUUUGUCUGAUUCUGGUGACGUGGGCUUUUGUAGCAAAUCUGCUUAGCUCAACCUACACUGCCAGUUUAUCUUCCAGGCUCACGAUUGCAAAUCUCCGAGGGAGUGUGACAAAUGUGGAGCAACUUAUCGCCAACGGAGACUAUGUUGGGUAUCAAGAUGGUUCGUUUCUUGAGAGUCACUUGAUCAAGUUGGGAUUUGAUCAAGCAAAACUAAAAAAUUAUACAUCUGCUGAUGGUUGUAAACAAGGUUUAUCCCUGGGAAGCAAAAAUAAUGGUAUAUCGGCCUACUGCGAUGUCUUGCCCCACAUCAAGGUAAUACUAUCUCAAGCGUGUGGCAAGUACGUUAUGAUCAACCCUGUCUAUCGCACAGACGGAUUCGCCUUUGCCUUCCCCAAGGCUUUUCCUGCAGUGCCUGCUAUCUCCCGGGCCAUUAUCCAACUGACGGAAAAUGGCACGAUUCCUAACCUUGAGCAGCUGUACUUUCCCAAGCCAGAGUGUGACGUUUCCAACAGUAGUAGCCCCCCGCUUGCCACAGUGUCGUUGCGAAGCUUCUCUGUGCUCUUCGCCAUCACGGGUUUUGUAACCAUGACUUGCUUAUUUGUUUCACUGACACUCCAUCUACACAAGAAGACACCUCUUGAUCAAAGGAUUGCAGACUUGAGAGCCAGUGCCGGCUCAAGAAUUCGCCAAUAUGUGAAACGAGACCACCGUCCCUCUUCUCCUACGGCGAUAGAGAUAGGACAAGUGGAAGAAAUUAGGCCGUCUUCGAAUGAUGGUGUCGUGGAGAUAGAGGUUAUACCCUCUCACCACUGAUAUUCAUAAAUCUUUGUUGCUUUAAGUAUUAUAGAUAUGGUUAGACCAACAAAAGAGAAUGUAGUGAUUCCUACUGAAUAUUACAUAUUCAUAGAUGCGUUUAUA
Salvia splendens (bonfire salvia) is the source of this 2869-nucleotide messenger RNA. Its product is annotated as glutamate receptor 2.9. Bases 71 to 2764 code for a protein of 897 amino acids. NCBI's taxonomy places the organism in Eukaryota, Viridiplantae, Streptophyta, Magnoliopsida, Lamiales, Lamiaceae. The transcript has 5 exons. The record is from RefSeq and is a predicted model, not a curated record. Gene Ontology annotation, molecular function: ligand-gated monoatomic ion channel activity. Gene Ontology annotation, cellular component: membrane.